GCAGUGUUUGAUGAGCAAGAUCCCCAUCAUGGAGGUGACGGCACCAGUGCCAGCUCCACUGGGACCCAGAGUCCAGAGAUAUUUGGUAGUGAGCUUGGUACCAACAAUGCUUCUGCCUUUCAGCCUUACCAAGCAACAAGUGAAAUUGAGGUCACACCUUCAGUGCUUCGUGCAAAUAUGCCUCUUCAUGUUCGUCGAAGUAGUGAUCCAGCUUUACUUGGUCUCUCAACUUCUGUCAGCGAUAAUAAUUUUUCAUCUGAAGAGCCCUCAAGGAAAAACCCCACCCGUUGGUCAACAACAGCUGGCUUCCUCAAGCAGAAUACUGCUGGUAGCCCCAAAGCUUGUGACAGGAAGAAAGAUGAAAACUAUAGAAGCCUCCCACGGGAUACCAGUAACUGGCCUCACCAGUUUCAGAGAGACAGUGCUCGCUCAUCUCUGAGUGCCAGCCACCCAAUGGUGGACAAAUGGCUGGAGAAGCAAGAACAGGACGAGGAUGGGACAGAAGACAGCAGCCGCGUCGAGCCAGUUGGACAUGCUGACACUGGUUUGGAGAAUAUGCCCAGUUUUUCUCUGGAUGAUAUGGUAAAGCUCGUACAAGUCCCCAACGAUGGAGGGCCUCUGGGAAUCCAUGUAGUGCCUUUCAGUGCUCGAGGCGGCAGAACCCUGGGGUUAUUAGUAAAACGACUGGAGAAAGGUGGCAAAGCUGAACAAGAAAACCUUUUUCAUGAGAACGAUUGCAUUGUCAGGAUUAAUGAUGGUGACCUUCGAAAUAGAAGAUUUGAACAAGCACAACAUAUGUUCCGCCAAGCCAUGCGUACACCCAUCAUUUGGUUCCAUGUGGUCCCUGCUGCAAAUAAAGAGCAGUACGAACAACUGUCGCAAAGUGAGAAGAACAACUACUAUUCCAGCCGCUUCAGCCCGGACAGGCAGUACAUGGACAGCAGGAGUGUGACCAAUGCUGGGCCUCAGGCUCUGCAGAGACCGCCUAGACUCACCCACCCGCCCGAGCAGAUAGAUGCUCACCCACGACUACCUCAUAGUGCACACCCCUCCGCCAAACCACCGGCUGCCCCAGCUCUGGGCCCACAGAAUGUAUUUACUACUACUGCAAGCAGUGGUUAUAACACCAAAAAAGUAGGCAAGAGGUUCAAUAUCCAGCUUAAGAAAGGUACAGAAGGUUUGGGAUUCAGCAUCACUUCCCGAGAUGUGACAAUAGGUGGCUCAGCUCCAAUUUAUGUGAAAAACAUUCUCCCCCGAGGAGCUGCCAUUCAAGAUGGCAGACUUAAGGCAGGAGAUAGACUCAUAGAGGUAAAUGGAGUAGACUUAGCUGGCAAAUCUCAAGAGGAAGUUGUCUCCUUGCUGAGAAGCACCAAGAUGGAAGGGACCGUGAGCCUUCUGGUCUUUCGCCAGGAAGAUGCCUUCCACCCAAGGGAACUGAAUGCAGAGCCAAGCCAGAUGCAGAUUCCAAAAGAAACGAAAGCAGAAGAUGAGGAUAUUGUACUCACACCUGAUGGCACCAGGGAGUUUCUGACUUUUGAAGUUCCACUUAAUGAUUCAGGAUCUGCUGGUCUUGGUGUCAGUGUCAAAGGUAACCGGUCCAAAGAGAACCAUGCAGAUUUGGGAAUCUUCGUCAAGUCCAUUAUUAAUGGAGGAGCAGCAUCCAAAGAUGGAAGGCUGCGGGUGAAUGAUCAGCUGAUAGCAGUGAAUGGAGAAUCCCUGUUGGGCAAGACAAACCAAGAUGCCAUGGAGACCCUAAGGAGAUCCAUGUCCACUGAGGGAAAUAAGCGCGGCAUGAUCCAGCUCAUUGUGGCCAGGCGAAUAAGCAAGUGCAGUGAGCUAAAGUCACCUGGGAGUCCCCCUGGACCUGAACUGCCCAUUGAAACAGUGUUGGAUGAUAGAGAGCGAAGAAUCUCCCAUUCCCUCUACAGCGGGAUUGAGGGGCUUGAUGAAUCCCCCACGAGAAAUGCUGCACUCAGUAGGAUAAUGGGUGAGUCAGGUAAAUACCAGCUAUCCCCCACUGUGAAUAUGCCCCAAGAUGACACUGUCAUUAUAGAAGAUGACAGGCUGCCUGUGCUUCCUCCACAUCUCUCUGACCAGUCCUCUUCCAGCUCCCAUGAUGACGUGGGAUUCAUGACGACAGACACUGGUACAUGGGCUAAGGCUGCAAUCAGUGAGUCAGCUGACUGCUCUUUGAGUCCAGAUGUUGAUCCAGUUCUUGCUUUUCAACGGGAAGGAUUUGGCCGCCAGAGUAUGUCAGAAAAACGCACAAAGCAAUUUUCAGAUGCCAGUCAAUUGGAUUUCGUUAAAACGCGAAAAUCAAAAAGCAUGGAUUUAGGUAUAGCUGACGAGACUAAACUCAAUACAAUGGAUGACCAGAAAGCAGGUUCCCCCAGCAGAGACGUGGGACCUUCCCUGGGUCUGAAGAAGUCAAGCUCUUUAGAGAGUCUGCAGACAGCUGUGGCUGAAGUAACUCUGAAUGGGGACAUUCCUUUCCAUCGCCCACGGCCACGGAUAAUCAGAGGAAGAGGAUGUAAUGAGAGUUUCAGGGCUGCCAUUGACAAGUCUUAUGAUAAACCUGCUGUAGAUGAUGAUGAUGAAGGCAUGGAGACUUUGGAAGAAGACACAGAAGAAAGUUCAAGAUCAGGGAGAGAGUCUGUGUCCACAGCAAGUGACCAGCCUUCCCAUUCCCUGGAAAGACAAAUGAAUGGGAACCAAGAGAAAGGGGACAAGACUGAUAGGAGAAAGGACAAGACUGGAAAAGAGAAGAAAAAAGAUAGAGAAAAGGAAAAGGAUAAAAUGAAAGCCAAGAAGGGAAUGCUGAAGGGCUUGGGAGACAUGUUCAGGUAAGUCUUUGCUGACAAAAACCAGAACAUCCCUAAACAUACUGUCGUUUUAGAAACGGGAUGUGUUCUGAGAAAUGCAUCUUUAGGUAAUUUUGUCAUUGGGCAGAUAUAGAAUCCACUUACACAGACCUAAAGAGUAUAACCUGCUGUAUUCUUAGCUGCAUGGUAUACGCC
This is a messenger RNA of Castor canadensis (American beaver), 3017 nucleotides long. NCBI's taxonomy places the organism in Eukaryota, Metazoa, Chordata, Mammalia, Rodentia, Castoridae. The record is from RefSeq and is a predicted model, not a curated record.